Messenger RNA from Nymphaea colorata (pocket water lily), 1587 nucleotides. RefSeq names its product peroxisome biogenesis factor 10. Gene Ontology annotation, biological process: protein import into peroxisome matrix. The transcript has 11 exons. Gene Ontology annotation, molecular function: zinc ion binding. Gene Ontology annotation, cellular component: peroxisomal membrane. The record is from RefSeq and is a predicted model, not a curated record. The coding region runs from base 219 to 1379 and encodes 386 amino acids. Lineage: Eukaryota; Viridiplantae; Streptophyta; Magnoliopsida; Nymphaeales; Nymphaeaceae.
AGAAAUCGCGUAUUCUUGGGAAAGGAAAGAAAGCCGACAAAGGCUGGCGGUGGUGCUUUGGGGAGAUACUUGUGCGGUGGUUCGCGGGCUCUCGCUUGCCCAGUUCCCUCUCCUUCUGGUAGAUGAAUAACGGCGGGAGGAACUCUUUGCGCGCUCGGGGAGCAGCUAGUUCGACCUAGCACGCUGCAGCGGCAUCAGUUCACUGAAUCCUGAAGGAAAUGGCGGACGGCGGGAGGAGGGGUCAAGAGGAGCAGGCGGAGGAUGACGCUGGUGUCCGCCGGAAAAGGAGAUUUCCUCUUGCAGCGCAGCCGGAGAUCAUGAGGGCCGCGGAAAAGGACGACCACUACGCUUCUUACGUCCACGAUGCCUGCCGCGAUGCCAUCCGUCAUCUAUUCGGUACCAGAACUGCCGUGGCUUUCCAGAAUGAGACUAAACUCAUGGGUCAGUUGCUUUAUUAUUUGUUGACAACAUGCUCUGGACAGCAGACACUUGGAGAAGAAUACUGUGACCUAGCUCAGGUUACAAGCUCUUCUGAGCUCCCUGCAACACCUGCAAGACGAUUUCUGUUUCUGGUCUAUCAAACAAUAGUUCCUUAUCUAGCAGAGCGGAUCAGCUCUAGAGUAGCUGCUCGGGGAAUUUUUUUAGCUGAUUCAAACUCUGAGGGCUUUAAUGAUGGCAAUGAUGAAGUUCCAACCCAUGGAACAUCUCUGCUUUCUUCAGAAGAGGUGUCUAUGUCAAGUUUGUCACGUCUUAGAGUGCGAAUACGUAGAUUACGGCAUAGUGCAAUCCAAAGAUGGCCUUCGAUGCUUCCAUUUGUCCAUGGGAUCUUGCAACUGGUGCUCCGUGCAAACCUCAUGCUCUUUUACUUUGAAGGUUUGUACUACCACAUAUCAAAAAGAGCUGCAGGCAUUCGUUAUGUAUUUCUUGGAAAGCCACUCAAUCAAAGGCCAAGGUAUCAGAUUCUUGGGGUUUUCCUUUUAAUCCAGCUGUGUAUCAUUGGAGUAGAAGGACUCCACAGGACCAACUUAUCUUCUAUUGCAAAUUCAGUUCAACGUACUGCAUUGGGAUCUUACCACACAACACCAGGAUUGGGUGUAGCAGUACUGAAUGAAGAUGGCGAUCUUAUUGCAGAGUCAACUACUGCGAAAGACAAAUGGAGCUCACACUCUUUAUCUUCCUCGGAGUCCCAAGCAGGAAGCGGUGCUGGAAAAUGCACACUAUGUCUCAGUACUAGGCAGCAUCCGACAGCUACUCCCUGUGGCCAUGUCUUCUGCUGGAACUGUGUUAUGGAAUGGUGCAACGAGAAACCUGAGUGUCCUCUUUGUCGCACUCCUGUGAAUCACUCUGAUCUUGUAUGCCUAUAUCAUUCGGAUUUCUGAAUGGUUUGUCCUGUGCAGUUUUUUUGUCGCAAAAGUUCGUUUGUAGAUAAGCUAAAUCCAGUUGUAUCUCAUCUUGAGCUGAAAAUGCAUCAGGUUGGUCAUCUGUAAAUGGAUUCUUUAGAAUUAUUCAAUUUCUGGCUCUAAUGUCAAGCCUUAUGUAACCACUGACUAAUUAAAUUAAAUAACCUACCAUAUUAAGUUUCCAAAA